Penaeus chinensis is the source of this 6077-nucleotide messenger RNA. Its product is annotated as discoidin domain-containing receptor 2-like. The coding region runs from base 856 to 4344 and encodes 1162 amino acids. NCBI's taxonomy places the organism in Eukaryota, Metazoa, Arthropoda, Malacostraca, Decapoda, Penaeidae. Gene Ontology annotation, molecular function: collagen binding; ATP binding; protein tyrosine kinase collagen receptor activity. The record is from RefSeq and is a predicted model, not a curated record. Gene Ontology annotation, biological process: cell surface receptor protein tyrosine kinase signaling pathway; positive regulation of kinase activity; multicellular organism development. Gene Ontology annotation, cellular component: signaling receptor complex; membrane. The transcript is spliced from 21 exons.
CUGUGGCGCAGUCGAGCACGGACCGCGCUUGUCGCUCUGCCUCGCUCGCUCACUCGCCGCCGCCCGUGCGUGCCAGCCGCGAGUAGUGUCUUAGGGUGUGUGUAGGCCAACGUAGGACCCCUGUGGUGCUGCUUUAGCCCUUGUACGCACACGCUAGGGCAUUCCGACAUCGUAGCAGAUACAGGAAUUAUUGCUAAUAGCUCUAACUGCAUUUUCGUGUUUGUGGGAGAUUUGUGAAUGUCGUGAAUUUGAUGAUGUAUCCUCGGAAAAAGUAGAUCCAAGUGUGAGAAUUUAACAUCGGUUAACAACCUAUUGGUGCAUACUUUGUAAAAGGAAAUUGAGGAGUUUAAUGUGUGCUGAAAUACAUAUUACUGUGUAAUAAAAAGUUCUUCAAUAGAUAUUGUUCGAUAGUAAACACUCAUUUUUGUUGGAAGUUUUAAUUACUGGAUCCAAAAUUAGAAAAAAAAAAUCUCAUAAUAGCUAACCUUCCAUGGAUUACUGGUUUGUAUCCACUAUAUCCUCGAGUGUGCACUGUAUGUGUGGGUGAUGGUGGAAGAGGUAGUGUUGUGAGUGUUCGUGAUAGUGUCGAAGUGACUAAGCAAGGAGUACCAACGCCGUGGAUUUUCUCUUUCCUUGGAGUAGGUGCGCUCUCGUCGAACGGCUCUCGGAGACCAUAAAGUUAAGGGUCGCUGGCCGAGGUGAGAGCGGAGGUGCAGGAGGGCGGAGCGCGGAGGAGGAGCCCUGCAGGACCCGGAGACAGCCCGAUCAGCAUGAGCGCGACGAGCAAGUGCUGAGCCCCGCCGCCGUGGAUCAGCAUGGCCGUCAUCUACCGUGACAAGGCGUGAAAAAGGCAAGAUGGCAGAGGGUGCGGGCGGCGGUCCCGUCCUCCUCCUCCCGGGCCGGCGCGCUCGGCUCACCCGCCCCACCACCACCACGACCUCCACGACGACGGCGGUCACGACCUGCUCACGUCCCGACGCCUCCCGCGGCCAAGGGUCGUCCCCGCUAAAGACUUUUGCUGAUAGAGACGCGUUACAGCCACGGGGAAUUUGUGUAAAUGCCGCGCCGGGAGGAAAUGGCGCCGUUAGCUGUCCCGGCCAAGGGGCGCGGGAGGGCCCCGCGCUCCCCCCGGCGGGGCGUCACGCUCAUUGUGUCCCUAGACGAGCGCCAGUGCCACCCGUGGGACCGCCCAUGCCGCGGGCGUCGCCUUCAAGCACCUGCACUCCCGAGGGCGCCAAAGUGUGCGAGGGCGGAGAGAGAGGCCCCCUGAGGAGCGUCCCGGGGGGAGUCCGUGGGACGCUGAGACGAGGGGGGAGGUGGCCAGGGUGGGGCGGCGCACCUGCGGCCCUCCUGGCGUCCACCUUCCUGCUGACGCUCCUGGCUCCCGCUCGCGGAUUUGAUCUAGCCUCCUGCAACGCCCCCCUCGGGAUGCAAUCCGGCAAGAUCAAGGACAGCCAGAUCUCCGCCUCCUCCUCCUACGACGUCUCCGUCACGGGGCCCUCCUCGGCCAGGUUGAAUGUGGAGAGGGCCGGGGGAGCGUGGUGCCCUCGGGAGAUGGUGGGCCAAGAGGACCUGAAAGAGUACCUGGAGAUCGACCUGGAGUCGCCCCACGUCAUCUCGUUCACAGAGAGCCAAGGGCGCUUCGGCAACGGUCAGGGCGUCGAGUUCGUGGAGCAGUACAUGCUGGAGUACUGGCGCCCGGGCCACAACACCUGGUACACCUACAAGAAGUGGAACGGCGACAAAAUCCUGCAGGGCAACAAGAACCAGUACAUGCCGGUGCGGAAUGAACUCGUGCCGCCCAUCAUCGCUUCCAAGAUCCGCUUCGUGCCCUUCUCGCCCCACCCGCGGACCGUCUGCAUGCGCGUCGAGCUCCACGGCUGUCCUUACGAGGACGGGCUGGUGUCGUACUCCAUGGCCCAGGGACAGGACCGCGGCAUGGAGGUCGACCUGCUGGACCUGAGCUACGACGGCACGACCACCGAGGGCCUCCUGUACGGCGGCCUCGGCCAGCUCCACGACGGCAUCACUGGCGACCACAACUUCCGCACCGACAUCGGACACGGGAAAGGCUACGAGUGGGUUGGGUGGAAGAACGACACGCAGAACCCCCUGGAGAUCACCUGCGAGUUCGACGUCGUCCGCAACUUCACGGCGAUGUACCUCUACGCCAACAACAUGUACACCAAGGAUGUGCAGGUGUUCUCGCGGGCGCGGGUGCUGUUCAGCGUGGGCGGGCGGUACUUCGGGUCCCGCCCCAUCGAGUACAACUACAUGACGGACGAGGUCUCCGAGUACGGGCGCAACGUCAGCAUCAAGCUCCACCACCGCGUCGGCAAGUACGUCAAGAUUCAGCUAUUCUUCAAGGCGCGCUGGAUCAUGAUCUCCGAGAUAUUCUUCGUCUCGCGCCCAGCCCGAGGGAACUUCAGCGAGCUGACGGAGACGGAGGAGCUCCCCCCCGAGGCCGGCGGCGCCCCCCACCACGACUCCUCCUCGGGCUACAUGCACGACGGCGCUGCCCUCGGCGACAAGAACCAUCGGAAUCUUGUGGUGACGGACGUGUCGGAGGAGCCGCGCGGCCAGGAGUAUGUGGCGCUGGUGAUCGGCGUCCUCAUCGCGGUGAUCAUCCUGCUGGUCUCGGCCAUCCUGCUGAUCGUGUGGCGGGCGCGGAGGCAGAAGGCGGGCACGAUCACCCACGACAUCUUCACGGGGCCCUACGGAGAGAAGAGGGACAUCGUCAACCUGAAGGCGGUGCAAAAGUUCCUGACGGCGCCAGCUGUUCUCCGGCCGUCGUCACUGUGCUCCUCGCCUCGCCUCGCGACCCACAGGAGCAACGGCUACAGGCUCAACACUACUCUGCCCAUACACCCGUCACAGCCUGAGUGUGCCGUCCCCGGGCUAGUUACUUUAGGAUUUUAUGACUCCUCAGACAGUAGCGCCGCCAUGGGCGUGGAGGGCGGCGACAUCGACAAGGCCGGCCUGUACUCGGAGCCUUACCACAUGACCUACAACUCCAUAGGCGGCUACUCGUCCAUGGCGCACAAGAUGAGCCACCCGAACCCUCUCUCCAGCCCCGAUUACACAGCUUCCGAUGUGUCUGCAGAGUGCCCUUCGACGGAGUACGCCAUCCCGCACCUGAGCGGCGAGGCGGGGGCCACGGGGGGGUACCCGCCCCCUCUCCCGCACUCGAAGCCGCCCCUCCACACCCUCAACACCUUCCUCGGCAAGCCCCCGCCCACGCCCCUGCCGCCCAACGCCGCCCAGCCUCAGGAGAGCUUCUACGCCGCCACCGAGAUCGUUGCCGUAAGUGAUGUGAACAAGCUUCUCCUCGUCCAACAGGGCAGCAAUGGCACAGCAGGGGGCCGGCAGGGGCAGCAGGGCCAGCAGGGGGCAGCAGGCGCGGCGGCCACCCUGGAGAACGUGACCGCCAGGGAGAUACCGAGGAGCGCCAUCACCCUCCUGCAGCAGAUCGGCGAAGGCCAGUUCGGGGAGGUUCACUUGGGCGAAGUCGAGGACGAGGAGGGACAGAAGCAGAUGGUUGCCGUGAAGACAUUGCGACUCGAGGCCUCGCACUCCGUCAGGUGUGACUUCGAGCGCGAGGUGGAGAUCCUGGCGCGCCUUCGAGACCCCAACAUCGUGCAGGUGGUGGGCGUGUGCUCGAGGGAGGAGCCCCUGUGUAUGCUGGUCGAGUACAUGGAGCACGGGGACCUCAAUCAGUACCUGCAGGCCCACAUCGCCGAGACCGCCUCCCCCAGGAACACGCACGCCAAAACGCUCAGCUACGGAUGCCUUAUAUACAUGGCCACUCAAAUAGCCUCAGGCAUGAAGUACUUGGAGUCCCUCAACUUCGUGCAUCGAGACCUCGCCACACGGAACUGUCUGGUGGGGGCGGGCCACGUGAUCAAGAUCUCAGACUUCGGCAUGAGUCGGAACCUCUACAGCGCUGACUACUACAGGAUCGAGGGCAAGGCUCUGCUGCCCAUACGCUGGAUGGCCUGGGAGUCCGUCCUCUUGGGCAAGUUCACGACCAAGAGCGACGUGUGGUCGUUCGCCGUCACGCUGUGGGAGAUCCUGACGAUGGCGAGGGAGCAGCCCUACGAGGACCUCACCGACGAGCAGGUCAUCGAGAACGUCUCAUACAUCUACCACAACGAGGCCAGGAAGAGUGACCUGUUGCAUCUUCCUCCCGGCCAGGCCCUGCUGCCGCAGCCUGCCAACUGCCCCAAGGAAAUCUACGACCUGAUGCGCGAGUGCUGGAAGCGCUCCGACGCCGACCGCCCGACCUUCAGGGAAAUCCAUAUGUUCCUUCAGCGCAAGAACCUGGGCUACUCUCCUGUUACCUGAGACCUGCUGGAGGACCUUCGCGGCGUGGGCGUGCUGCCCUUCGCCCGGGGGUCUUUCGCCACCUUCGGGCGGGACGUGUACACGGAGCGUAGGGGGGGAGGGCCCCUGAGGCGCGCCAUGGCCCAAUCCGAGGGUGACGUGCAGCAGCUGGGGUCCGGGGCCACUCUGCCCGUCAGAGGAACCUGCGCCAGCCUGGAGGGGGACGUGUGCUACUACAGCAAGAACCUCCUGUCGAGUUCUUACGAAGGGCGGCACCUGCGUCUCUAGGAUAGCUACUGUGGUAAAGAGAAAUCCUGAGAUGACACGAGAGGAAAAACGGAAAAAAAUAACUGAAACUUAUAACACUGAAGUCCUCCAUUUCUUGUACUCUCUCGUCAUGGAGAGCGUGUUGCGCAAGACUGCUAUCAAUCACAAGCUUCAAGAGCCCGUUCAUGUUUACGAGAUGUUGUGUCCCUGGAAUAUUAUAUGUAUUAUUCACUAUUCAAUUUUGCCUGUUCAAGUACUUACACUGAAAUUGUAUAUGUAAAUGAUGUGAUCCAGUUUUAUGGAAGAAUACCAGAUAAAUGUCAGAGUGACUGGCAGAUGAACCUUUCUAGUCGUGAUGGAAGUUGGUAACGAAGAUACCAACGACGAUAAGUGUGAAGAGAAGCAUUUCUGGAAGUGCUUCUGUCUCUAGGUGUUUAUACUCUUGGUAGAAUCGAGUGCUAUAAAAAUAACAAACAAACGUUAAGAUCCCCUAGCAAAUAGAGUUGCCGUGUAUAUAUACGCUGGUUAUGAUUUGUCAUUGGCCAUGAGAUUGUGAUUUAGUGCUUUGGUUAACCAUUAUGCUUCAGAUUUUUGUAUAUAUACUUGUAUGUAUGUAUGUUUGUAUAAAUUUUAUUACUGUACAUAUCAGACAGUUUUACAGUUGUAUUUUCAGUCUAUCUGCGCUAGUCAAAAGACACAUCUGCUGGCUCUUACGUCUGUGUUGAUCGGCAUCCUUAGAUUAAACAUCAACGGAAAAUACACGUCUAAAUUUACGAUUAACUGCAGAUUAUGUGUAUCAUGAUGUGCUAGAAUAAGGGCCAUAGUUGCAUAAUAGUGUAUCGUAAGACCUUUUUUCAUGAUUUUUAAAUAGAUUUUAUUGGAAGCGAAUUAGUGUAAAUAUAUAUAAAAUAUAAAUAUAUAUAUCUUUGUUUCAUGCAGACGGUAUGGUUUUCACAGUUGAAAUGUUUUUUAUAUAGAGAAUUUACCAAACUACUCUAAUACGAAACGGAGUUAAAUCUAGUGACCCGCAUUACAGCAUUCUGGAUCUGUCGCUGGAUCUGCUAAUACGACCUGCCGCUGGAUCCAACAUUAUCCCGGGCUGGGUACACCAACACUAUCCUACUUUAGAUCCGCCAUCACUUCCCAAUAGAGGACCCACGAGCACUAUCCAACGUUGGAGAAUGGCCUCGGAAGAUGGACCUGCCGACAAAAAUAACCUACACACGAACCACGAUCAGAAACGAAAUGUUUUCUCCAUCAUUUCUUGUCAUUUCUCUUCACACUGUGCAUCUUGCUCCCCUCAAUAGCAAACCUUUUCGCCACCAAAAGCAAUACUACUUUGGUUCGCUUGUAGCCGUUACUGUACUUCCACUUUGAACAAGAUUCUAGGUCACCACAUACCUACAGCUUAUACCGUUUGGAUGUAGCGUCAAACGCCAUGGAUAAUAAUAAUUCAAUAUAUUCCUCUAACACUGAUAUAAACCUCA